AUGUCUCAAAUAACUCGUGAUUCUUCCAAGGAUGAUGGACGAAUAGAUUGCCAUACUCAGAUUUCUCCUGAGUAUCAAUUUGAAAAACCAGCCAUUGAUUGUUUGCUAGAUUACAUAUGGACUCAAGAAGCUAGAAGACCAGCAAUCGAUACAUUGAUACAAGAAUAUCUAGAAACAGUGGGUAGUCCAGUACCGUAUUUUCAUGCACCAGGGUAUUCAGCACCUAUGAUGGCCAUUGAAUCAAUCAAUAAUAAUACGAAUGCAUAUAGUCAACAAAUACAAACUCCGAGUCGACCUAUUCAACACUUGGAAUCAGCUCCUUCGUUCUAUUAUACACCACCAACAAGUUCCGUUAAUGAUUCAAAUGGUUGCUUUAAUAAUCAUUAUGAAUUUCAACAUACUGCUUCAACACCCUUACUUCGACCCAGUUCCAGUCGGUCGUAUCGUUCGUCAUCGAUAACAACUGAUAGUAUUGGAAAUACACCGUCGAGUCGAAUAUCAAUUUCAUCUAACCAAGAUAUUUCAAUGGUUGAUCGAUUUAUUAAUGAGUAUAAUAGUAAAGAUAGUCGUUUGAAGCGAGCUGCUGCUCAAGAACGUCGACAAGCAACUCGACAUUUUGGAAAAGUUCAGCCGGGUUUGAUAUGGACAUCAAAUCUACCAGUUCGACCACGAAGUUUUUCUAUGAGGCCACCAUCAUUGUCUUGCAAGGUGUUUCUCGGUGGUAUUCCACAUGAUCUCAAUCCAAGAGACUUACAGGAACGUUUAGAACAUUUUGGACCAGUCCGACUCGAAUGGCCAAAUAUGGAUCAUAUGUCUAUUCAAAGGAAUUCAGCAAAUAUUGUGACUGGUUUUGUUUAUGCAAUUUAUGAAAAUGAAGAAUCAGUUCGUCAAAUUUUGCAUACAUGUUCAACUAAAACUGACCGGUCAUUAGACGAUGGUCGUUGUGAAUAUUAUCUUGAAGUUUUUAGUCAACGAACAACAUCCCGGAGAAAAAGUAUUCAAAUUAUUCCUUGGUUUGUGGAAGAUUCGCAAUGGUUAGCAGAAACUGAUUUUCCAUCGAAUGGAUAUGGAAGUUGGGAGCAAAGACUUAAUUCUACUGAAUGUAUUAAUCGAACAGUAUUUGUCGGUGCUCUACAUGGAAUGGUGACUGCUUAUGCAUUGGCUCGAAUAUUUCAAGAAUUGUUUGGAGAUGUAGAAUACGCAGCUAUUGAUACUGAUAGAAAUAAAUAUCCUAUUGGGUCUGGACGUGUUGUUUUUGUCAAUGCACACAGCUAUUAUGCAGCUGUUACUGCGAAUUAUUUAAUGAUUGAAUGUGAUAAAUUUUGUAAAGUGAUACAAAUCGAUCCGUAUCUAUCAGAUAGUGUAACUUGUGCAGGUGCUAAUGGGCAAUGGUGUCAAAAUAUGGGACAAUUUUUUUGUCGCUCACUUAAAUGUAUGAAAUAUUAUUGUGCAACAUGUUGGGAUUUGAAUCCGAAUCAUGCAAUAACACAAAAUGGUAUUAAUAAUAGUGUUGAUGGUGAACCACCGGCUUUGAUUCAUAAACCAUUAAUGCGAAAUUCUCGAACUCCAUAA
Molecule: messenger RNA, 1572 nt
Organism: Rotaria socialis
Lineage: Eukaryota; Metazoa; Rotifera; Eurotatoria; Philodinida; Philodinidae
Source: the annotation of a GenBank genome assembly